This is a messenger RNA of Lolium perenne, 2233 nucleotides long. RefSeq lists its product as uncharacterized. NCBI's taxonomy places the organism in Eukaryota, Viridiplantae, Streptophyta, Magnoliopsida, Poales, Poaceae. Gene Ontology annotation, molecular function: metal ion binding. The record is from RefSeq and is a predicted model, not a curated record.
ACUUGCUCUUUGUGUGUGAGUGUGUGAAGCGACAGUAUUAUAUUGUCGUCUGCGAGAAGGCAGCUCCUCCUUCUCACUCCCACACACGCUCUCAACGAGAUAGAAGAGAGCAAAUGUCCAAUGCUUAGUUGCCUUCUACUCCCUCUCAUCUGAGGCCUCCCUAUCCGCGUGUGUGUUUGUGCGCUCAGAUCUGCGAGGCGCGUCUCUCGUCUGUGUGGGGGUGCUCGCCGGCAUUUUGAAGCAGGGAGUCAGUGAUGAGCAAGGAGGAGGUGCUCAAGAUACAGACCUGCGUCUUCAAGGUGAACAUCCACUGCGAUGGGUGCCAGAAGAAGGUCAAGAAGAUCCUCAGCAAGAUCGAUGGCGUGUACCAGAGCAGCAUCGACGCAGAGGAGGGCAAGGUGAUGGUGUCCGGCCUGGUGGAUCCGGACACCAUCAUUAAGAAGCUCAACAAGGCCGGCAAGCCGGCCGUGCUCUGGGGCUCCAAGCCCGGCGGCGUCGCCAACCAGUUCCAGAAGCUCCACCUUGACGGUGGAGGCGGCGGCAAGGGCCAGCAGCAGAAAGACGCCGGUGGCAAGGGCCAUCACAAGGAUGCCGGCGGCGGCAAAGCCCAGAAGGGCGGCGGCGGUGGCGGCGGCGGAAAAGACGCGAAGGGUGCCGUGCCGCCGCAGCCGACGGCGCAGCAGAUUCAGCAAAUGCAGCAGAUUAUGCAGAUGAAGGGGGCGACGCCCCAGCAGAUUCAGCAGAUGCAGCAGCAGAUGCAGAUGCAGAUGAAGGGCGCGCCCGCGCCGGCACCGACACAGCAGCAGCUACAGCAGCUGCAGCAGCAGCUGCAGAUGAAGCCGCAGCAGCUCCAGCAGCUGCAGCAGCAGAUGCAGAUGAAGGGGAUGAAGCUGCCGCAGUUCAUGGACGCCGGCGCCGCGGCCAAGGCGCCGUUCCAGGCGGCGCCUGCCAAGGACCCCAAGUCCGUCAAGUUCAGCCUCCCCGACGACGGCUGGGGCGACGACGGCGGCAGCGAGUUCGACGACGAGUUCGAUGAGUUCGACGACGAAGAUUUUGACGACGAUUGCUACGACGACGACGACAUCUACGACGACCCCAAGAUGAUGAUGAAGCCCAUGCCCGCGCCGCAGAACGCCGGGAAGGGCGGCGGCGGCGGCAAUGGUGGGAAGAAGGGCGGCGGCGGGAACGAGAUCCCUGUGCAGAUCAAGGGGAACAACGGCGGCAAGAAAGACGCCGGUGGCAAGCAGCAGCAAGGUGGCAACGGCCACGGCGGCGGCAAGAACGGAGGCGGUGGCGGGCAGCCGAACAACGCCAAGGGAGGAGGAGCGCCGGUCCAGGGGAAGAAGGGCGGUCCGGCCGCCGGCCUCGGUGGCCCGAUGGGCAUGCCGCCGCUCCAGCAACAGCAGCAGCAGCAGGCCAUGUUCAGGCCUAACAUGAUGGGCGGCGCCGGCUUCCCUGGCAUGGGCGGUCCCAUGGGCCACGCCCACGCGGGCGGCGGCGCGCAGGGUGGCCGCGCCAUGCAGGGCAUGCCGCCAGCGGGGUUCUACCAGGGCGCUGGGGGCGGCGGCGGGGGCAUGCCGUCUGGAGCGGCGGAGAUGCUGCAGGCUGCCGCCGCGGCCGGGAACCCAAUGGCGCAGCAGCAGUACAUACAACUGAUCCAGCAUCAGCAGCAGCAACAGCAGCAGAUGGCAUUGGUGCAGCAACAGCAACAGCAGCAGCAGAUGAUGAUGAUGAACGGCCAAGGCGGCGGCGGCGGCGGCGCAGGAGGGUACCCGCAGAUGGGCUACGGGUACGGCCGGCCGCCGAUGGGCUCGUACCCGAUGCAGACCGCCUACGCCAUGCCGCCGCAGCCGCCGGCCGGCGAGCCUUACAACUACUUCAGCGACGAGGACCCCAACAGCUGCUCGGUGAUGUGAGAGAUCGAUCACCUCACCGCUGCUCAUGGUCGAAAAAGGAAGACCAUGAAUCCGACAGUAGUGUACCAUGGGGAACAACCGAAGUGUCCCCAUCUAGAUCGCUCCUCUUCUGUUUCUUCUUGAUUAAUUUAGCUUCACCAUUUUCACCAUUCUUUCGAGCUAAACAAGACAAGAAGAGAUGUGAAACCUGCUUCAAGGCGAUUGUAGGUACAGUAAUUAUCUAUAGAUGUCAUAAGAGAUGAAUGCUCCAUGCUGUUAUAGUUGAAGAACAAUAGUAUGUGAUUGACUGAUGGUAGAUGGAUCAACAAUGUGCAAAA